This is a messenger RNA of Aplysia californica (California sea hare), 6061 nucleotides long. RefSeq lists its product as uncharacterized. The record is from RefSeq and is a predicted model, not a curated record. The transcript is spliced from 3 exons. NCBI's taxonomy places the organism in Eukaryota, Metazoa, Mollusca, Gastropoda, Aplysiida, Aplysiidae. Gene Ontology annotation, cellular component: nucleus. Gene Ontology annotation, molecular function: DNA binding. The coding region runs from base 436 to 5406 and encodes 1656 amino acids.
CAUGUUUUUAAAUACAAUAUGGCGUCGUAUACCGUUUUAUACAGUAAACAGUAAACAACUCUUGUCGAAGGUUUUCAUUCCAAAAGUUGUUUAUGAUCCGUACAAUUGAAUGGUGUCAGAAAAGAAACUACCAUCUUUCCGUCAAGUAAUUGUGGACGUCUUCUUUCUCAACCUUGCAGAUGAGGAGCUUUUGACGUAUGGUUGAGUUGUCUACGGAAAAAGGUUUUGGCCUCUGCUUGACUCUGGAAGUUUUCUGCUGUUGUAGAAGACAUCGGGAGAGUGGAUGAAGGAACGUUGGGAGCAUUGAGUGAAUUGUAUCGGAUUUUUGAAAUAUAAUUCUUCUCUAUCGUUUUUGUGGCUGAUCCUUUUCAAUGCAUAAGGAAGAGUUUUUAAAAAGCUAAGUGAUUUAGUGUUCGGCUUGUGAUUUCUGUGAGAAUGGAAGUCAGUGUUCUGAGUGCUGAAGACAGGGGAAAUGUAUCGGCUACUCUCUCCCAAGGAUGUUUUGCGGACACCGGCGACAAGACCACGGCCAUCAGUGAGAACUGUCAUGAUCAGAAUUUCCUGUCUCUCAAGGAUAGCUGUAGUGAUGAAACAUCGCCCAAAUUACAACACAGCAUUUUGUGUACAGGAACACUGAAUGUAGGGCAAACGAGGGAGUUGAAACAACAAAGUGGUAACAGCAGCAGGUCUGAUGUCACCCACACUCAGAAUACAGCAGCCUCGUGUGACUCUUCUGCUGCAUCUUGCAACGGGGCAGCUUUUGAGUCGCAGAACAUUCCCACGACUGACAUGGAGUGUGAGAUCACAGAGCUGGCAGAUAGGAGGAGUUUGUUCAGCAGCAAAGGUUAUGUGAACGGUGGCGACUCGGAGGCCCACGCUCCUGUGUCUUCGGGAAAGACAAUAGACAAUUGUUCCCUUUCUUUCUCCUGCAGCAACAACAAUUUAUCUGUGUCCAGUUCUAGUCAGGAGCCGGUGAGAGGGCAAGGGGGAAACAUCACGUCAGUGACGGCUGCUCUCACCCCAGAUGGUACUGCUAAGAGGUGUUCUCAUUCUCAGACACAUCUUUUGUUUCCCGAUGAAAAUUAUGCCUCGCAAAACAAGACGUCACACCAAAGGUUGUCGCUCACGGAAGAUGUCAGUGAUUCUGUGUCAGAAACCCAGCCAAAGAGAUCAAAUUCUUCGAUACACUCAGGGAAAGACCCAAGUCCCACAAAUGGGCCUAGUCAGUCAAGAAAUGUAAACAGGGACAGCCCAGGGAAAUGUCUGGAAAAAACAAUUGUACAACCUUCUCAGGAAGCUGGUGAGAAUGUGGAAGACACCUUUGGUUCUGUGCCGGAUGUUGGACUGCUGCAAGUAAAUUCUGGUGCUUUUAGACAUUCUGAUAACGCAAAAUGUUCUGCUAAGUCAAACGACAAUCAACAGCCAACAAUCUCUAGUGGUUGUCCAACGACAGCUGAUGGGGCUGACCACUGUACUAAAAUUGCCUCGUCUUCAGACGGGGCAGAAGGUGAGGGUAGAACUUCCAGCAAGUCUUUGCCAUCGUCUGCGGAGAACUGCACACAAAGUUCCUCAGCGGUAGGUGGUGAAAAGAAUGCUUCGGUUCCCUCCGUAUCUGAGACCGUGCAAGGUUCUCAGGGCAGCAGCGGUUAUCGCGUUCUCACCAAGUAUGUCUUUAUCAAGGCUCUGCCCAAACAGAGGAAAAAACAGAAGAAGAAGUUAGGAGUGUUGUAUAAGAAAGCUUUUAGACACUGUCAGGGGCUGAAGGGCUCUGAGAAAUCCAAAUCUGUGUUAAAAAAGAAGCCCAAAUCUUGUGCAGGUAAAGUGAAUGGGAAGGCUUCAGUGAACAAGCCUGUGAGUGCUGCCAUCUCCACAAAGACAAGUCCAGGUGAAAAAAUCCACAGCAGGACGGCAUUCGAGUCACAGGUGUCUGUCUCUGCUUCGAAGGCAGUGGCCGGAUCUCAGAGAAUGAAGAGAGAUGGUCUGAGCUCAAGUGUUUUUAGGGAGGGAGAGGUGCCAGGUCAAAACGGGAACAGCGCUAGGGAUGCCAGGAGACUCAACAGAGAGGCCAAAAGAAACGGGUCAGAAGAGUCUUUAAACAAUCCAUUAAGGGUGAAGUUCAAAGAGAAAGUUGCUGGUCGAAAAAGCAAGGAAAGUGGAAAGUGUGAGCGUAUGAAAAAUGUUAACGCAAGAGAAAGAAAGAAUAUGGAGAAAGAAAAAUCUCUAAAAGGAGAAGAAUUUAGUGAUAUGUGGACUAACGAAGGUCCAACCAACGAUGUGGUUGGUGUGGCUGAGGAUUUUGAGUCACUUUCAGAGGCUCAGAAGGUUCAUAAUCAUAAAGAUAAACACAUCAAAAGUAUUGGUAACAGAGAGAGGAAAAGGAAUAGGAGCAGAAAAAAGAGAAAAGAAGAGCAUAGAGCUAGGAAGGAAAGUGAGAGGAAGGCGAGAGAGUCCAUGGAGGGAGUGGUUGUGAAAGAGGAGAAUGAAGAUGAAGCUUGUGAUGAUGAUGGUGGCUGUGGGGGCAAUGAGAGAAGAGUGCGUGCCUGUGAGGAUGUAGACAUAGGGAUCCUGGGGAAGAAAACUUAUCGCAAGGAUCUGACCUUGGAGGAGAAGGUGUCAGUAAUUCGAAUGUUGGAGACACCGGGCACCAAAGUGGCAGAUGUGAUGCACCGGUAUGGGAUAUCGAGCUCGGCUAUUAAUCGUCUGAACCGGAACAAACACUUUAUCCUGUCGUGCUCGGCUAGUGGAGACAUGAGCGGCAAGCAGAGGAGAGCGAGAGAGUGCAAGGACCCGGAGCUGGACCGGGCGCUGUUGCGGUGGUACCGGGCCGUCCAGGCACAACGCGGCUCAGACGUGGGUUUUGCCGUGUCCAACCUGCUGCUCAAAGAAAAAGCCCGCGACCUGGCCAUAGCGAUGGGCAAGACGUACCAGCCGCGGGAUAACUGGAUCAUCCGCUGGAAGCACCGGCACAACUUGCUGUCCAAGGCAGGCCUGAUCCGCGACAAGGAGGAGCUGCGGCGGUUUGACGAGAACAUUGAUCUCGCGACCAUCCUAGAGGGCGCCGCAGCCCCGGACUUGACACUGGAGAUGCUGGAGAAGAUGAAGAAAGAUUUGGACUCAGUCAAACAGCAGGAGAAGCGAGAGGAGUUCCUGAUCUGCGAGCACUGCGGCGUGCUCGUCAGCAGCAAGAAGAAGAGGCGGGAGAACACGCACGUGGCUGGCUGCCCGGCGUCUGCCUUCAGGAAGGACCUGACCCUUGAGGAGAAGGCACAGGUGGUGAGAGCCCUGGAAAAGCCCGGGAUGACCAUGGUGGCGCUGGCCAAGAAGUACGGAGUCUCCUCCUCCGCCAUCAGCCGCAUUAACAAAAACCGGGUCGACAUCUUGGCCAGACGAGCCAGUGGCUGUUUCAACUCGACGAGAAGGAGAGACAGGGGGAGUAAGGAGCCCGAGGUAGAGAAAGUUUUGUGCGACUGGUUCCGGAUGCAGCAGGAGCUGGGGAUCCACGUGUCCGGCACCAUGAUCCGGGACAAAGCCAAAGACAUCGCCAAAAUUAUGGGCAAGGAUUUCUGGCCCUCGGACAGCUGGGUGUUUCGCUGGAGACAGAGGAACAAUGUAAACACUCUCAGCUCUUUUUUUGUUGAGUCGGAGGAGGAGGAAGACAAUGAGGAAAAGGAGAGGGGGAGGAGUGAUGUGUGCGAGGAGGGGGAUGUAGGACUUGAAGUUGUGAUGGAACCAAAGAUAGAGUGGAUGUGUGAGGGUGGGGAAGACACCAUUGUUCCCGCAGUUUCCUCAAAAAGGAAGAGUGAGGAUCAUCCUGAGGAAGGUACCAUGGAGAAGAGGGCCCGUUUGCCGCGGUCAGUGAUGUGUGAGAAGUGCGGGUUUGUCUCCUCCCGGCUCAAGAACAAUCGCAUCAAAGCGCUGCGGCAUGCCAAGGGCUGCCCGGACCUGAAGCCACGGAACGAGCUCACGUACGAGCACCGGGCCAAGAUGCUGAAAGCCCUGGAGGAACCUGGUGCAACACUCAGCUCGGUGGCUCGCCAGUUUGGCGUGUCUGUCUCCUCCAUGUCCAGGAUGAACCAGAAAAAGGAGGAGAUUUUGAACCACGGGCUCGACCACGGCAGCCAGAAGAGAAUCCGCGACUGUAAAGAGCCGGAGGUGGCCAGCCAGCUUUUCCAGUGGUUUAUGGAGAAGAAGGGGGAGGGCAUCCAUGUGACAGGGCCCAAGCUGAAGGAGAAAGCACGGAAGUUGGCGGCCGAGAUGGGCAGAGAGUUCCGGGCGUCCAGCGGCUGGCUAGGACGCUGGCGACAGCGCUACAACAUCGUGGGAACGUCGAGGCCCGGAGGGGAGAGAACUCAGAGACAGCAGCCGGCAGCGAGGAGGAAGAAGGGGAGGAAAAGUGAGGCGUGUGUAGAGGAGGAGGGGGAGGAUCUGGUGGAGCAGGCGGUUCUCCAUGCUGCCAUGCCGGUUGUCGGGGAUCAACUCUCAGGUGAGGACAGUGGCGUCGCGGGGACGGCGACGAUGGUGCUGGAUUCUCUCCCCUCCGUCCCUGGCCCGCUACAGGCUCAGGCACAGCCCGUCUUCCUCCACCAGCGGUUUCAGACCCCGUGGGGGGAGAUGGCGCAGCCGCCCCCCGCCCCCUGUCUGUGGACCAAAGAAUUCCUACAUUCGUCAGGGGUCUCGGCAACUGCCGUCGUGUGUCAGGAAGAAACCACUCCGUCAUUUCCGUACAUCGAGUCGACCGCAGGGCUGCCCGGCAGGACUGUAGUCCACAGCGUCAUCGAUUCUUUCUCUGGCAUGGCGUACCAGGUGCCGAUGGCCGUUGACCCGGGAGGGGGUAUGGGCGGCCGAGAAUUUCUCAAACCCGAAGACGACCCUCAAGAAAAGACCAUCGCUAUGGUGAGUCACAUCCAGCAGCAGAUCCCGGGCCACGCCCUCCCUCACUCGGCCGGCCCACACAUCCAGCACGUCUCACUUCACUCACACCCCCACCCUCCCCCACCACACACCUCUGCGAGCCAGCCCGUCCAACAGUCCCACAUUCCCACUCAGCAUCCCCCCGCUUCCACAGCUCACCCACCCUCGCACAUGCUCCCCUCCCACACCCACACUCAGCAGCAGCAGCACCAUCACCAGCCCCCGCCGCAGCAACAGCUGCAGCCCCAGCGGCCAGCCUUCGCUCCCUCAACCGCUCCCAACUCCACCACCUCUGCCGCUGUGCCUUCGCCAGAUCUGGGAGAGGAGGACCCGGAUCAGCGUCGCCAGGUGCUGGAAGCCUUCAAGAUUGUCAGCUCGUUUGCCCAGAAGAACUCGCUGGGAGACCAGGUGCAGGCCGUACUCAAAACCAUCGAGAUGUCUGUAAAGGGGCAGCAAGUCCAGAGGACCGACGCAAACACGUACACGUCGAUGUGAUAGACAGACGCACACACAUACACGCCUAUGUGAUAGACAGACACAAACACUUACAUACAUCUAUGUGAUAGACAGACACGAACACAUACACGGCUAUUUGUUAGACAGACACAAACAUGUACAUGUCGAUGUGAUAGACAGACUGUAACACAUGCUUAUCUAUGUGAUAAACACAUACAAAUACCUACACACACACACAUAUAUAUAUAAUGGACAGAUUGUUACUACUUCGUGUCUUAUGUGAUUGACAGCCUGUAACAUUUACACACGUCUAUGUAAUAGACUGACUGUAAUAUGUACACGUGUUUGUGACUGACAGAUUGUAACACGUGUAUGUGACUGACAGAUUGUAACACAUACAUGUGUCUGUGUGAUGGAUAUAGUGUGACAAAUACACAUCUAUACACUUCUAAAUGAUGGACACAGUGUAACAAGUAUACGUGUCAGUGGGAUAAACUGCAAGUUACAACAAUUGUGAGGCAUCGUGGUAAAAAUCAGGCACUCUUCAAAAUAAUGAAAUCAAAGAAACUGACAUUUUUCUGUCCGUGUUGCUAUUUUUAUAAAUUCUUUAUUUUUUAAAUCUUCAAUUUUCAUGUCCAUGUAUAAAAUUCCUGUGUGAAUUUUGCUUAAAAUCAUUUAUCAAAAGCACAAAAAA